AUGCUGGAAGUAGGCGAAGGAGGUAUGCAGCAGCAAGCUGACGAGCAUGCCGACCGGCGAUGCCCCGUACCGCAUGCAAAAAACACACCGCUGCCACCAGGGCAUCCGGAAGUGCCCAAUGCGAUUCCUUCGAAGCUGAAACCGCCAUCUGGGGAGCACUGUAUUUUUCUAAGACAAUCGGAUGACACGCAGGCGCCAGAGGCUGAUCCUAGCCGCCCAGUCGUACUGCCACCGAACAUGACAAAUGUGCAGGACUCUUACUAUACACUUGUGCUGUCAAGUCGUAAAAGCGAGCUGGCCGUGCGGCAAGCGACACAGGUGCAGAUGCUCCUGGAUACGCGGUACGGCCGUGCAUCGCCUGUAUUCGCUCCAGGUGCUGACCAAUGGCCAUCGACAGAGGUCGCGAACAUUCGCGCAUUUUUGCGUACCUUCUCACCUGAUCAAAAGGAUGUCCGCCCAGUUGAUUUUCCCGUGCGCACGAUGGCGACACUAGGUGAUCAGAACUUAAAGUCACCCCUCUAUGUGAUUGGCGGUGAAGGCAGGGCAAUCUGGACCAAAGAACUAGAGGUGGCUCUGAUGGCAGGUGGCGUUGAUGCCAUUGUGCAUAGCCUGAAGGAUGUGCCUACGACCAUGCCUGACGGCGUAGAGCUUGCUGCAAUCUUGGAGCGUGAAGACCCCCGAGAUGCCCUGGUCGUAAAAGAGAAUCUACCAUACAAGAGCCUGCAGGAAAUGCCACAAGGAUCGGUGAUCGGAACAUCGUCUGUGCGGCGCGUCUCGCUCUUGCGUCGCGCAUACCCACACCUUAUGUUCAGCGAUGUGCGAGGAAAUAUUAAUACACGUCUUGCCAAGCUAGAUGCAGCAGACGGACCAUACACAGCGCUUGUGCUUGCGGCUGCAGGCUUGAAGCGCAUGGACCUCGAGCACCGCAUUACCGCAUACGUGUCGGAGCCGGUGAUGCUGCAUGCCGUUGGCCAGGGAUCGCUUGCUAUUGAAGUGCGUACGCCGCGUGGUGAGUCGGCGGAGCGUGAUGAACGGAUUCGACGCAUGAUCCGCAGCAUAUCGAACUGGCGAGCGACAUGGCGCUGUGUUGCUGAGCGCGCGCUUAUGCAUCGGAUGGAGGGCGGUUGCUCCAUUCCACUGGGCGUGUCCACACGCUUUGAAGACCAUGCCGACAUUGAGGGGCUCUUGAAUGAGCGGAACGAGACUCCCUCAGAGAUGGCCAGUGCAGGUAUCUCAAGGCCUGACAUUCGCAUUGCCCAUGAGCCACCACCGCAAGGCUCUUUUUUGACAAUGGCAGCCGUUAUCGUGUCGCUGGACGGCACACGCAUGUGCAAACAUUCACACACGCAGCUUUGUCGGAGUGAAAAGGAUGCUGAACAACUGGGCAUCCUCGUUGCUGAAGAAUUAGAACACCAUCAAAAUGCACGUGCGAUUCUCGCUGAGGUUGAGCACCACCGCCACUUGGCCGAGGUAGCGGACGAGAAACGACGUGCGGCUCAAAAGGCUGGCGAAGCUGUUGACUCGCAAGUGAAAGAGGUGGAUCGGCGUGGGCUGCCACGUGAUGAUGGCGUUGCGAAAGCGUGGGAGGUGUGA
Malassezia globosa CBS 7966 is the source of this 1593-nucleotide messenger RNA. RefSeq lists its product as uncharacterized. The transcript has a single exon. NCBI's taxonomy places the organism in Eukaryota, Fungi, Basidiomycota, Malasseziomycetes, Malasseziales, Malasseziaceae. The record is from RefSeq and is a predicted model, not a curated record. Gene Ontology annotation, cellular component: cytoplasm. Gene Ontology annotation, molecular function: hydroxymethylbilane synthase activity. Gene Ontology annotation, biological process: heme biosynthetic process. Bases 1 to 1593 code for a protein of 530 amino acids.